AUGUCCAAGAUGCUCCUCAACUUGCUGACUUUGGGGUUGUGGUCGAAGUUUGGGCGUUUGACUCAUUACGCAUUCGAUGCGGUUCUCUUUUCCGCCUUCCUCGCUGGCAUGAAGCGUUCGACCGGUUUGACGCCCAGUUUCAAGACUGACAGAGCCGCGGGCGAGAACAAGGACGUCUCGAAGUGGAUCGACAAAUAUCUUGGUGUAGGCGAGUGGGUGAUGGACCAGUCGGUUGCGAUCGCUGGAUCCAGCGGCUGGUUCGAGCGGACACGAUAG
Messenger RNA from Colletotrichum truncatum, 276 nucleotides. Its product is annotated as DUF1748 domain containing protein. The record is from RefSeq and is a predicted model, not a curated record. Lineage: Eukaryota; Fungi; Ascomycota; Sordariomycetes; Glomerellales; Glomerellaceae. Gene Ontology annotation, cellular component: cytoplasm.